Molecule: messenger RNA, 1032 nt
Organism: Haliotis rufescens (red abalone)
Lineage: Eukaryota; Metazoa; Mollusca; Gastropoda; Lepetellida; Haliotidae
Product: somatostatin receptor type 3-like
Exons: 1
Coding region: 1-1032 (343 amino acids)
Biological process (GO): G protein-coupled receptor signaling pathway
Cellular component (GO): membrane
Molecular function (GO): G protein-coupled receptor activity
Source: RefSeq, a predicted model, not a curated record
AUGAACAACACAGCGAGUCUGCCCCUUAUCCCCAUCAGCAUCUUGGAAGGGAUUAAGCUUCAUCCCAUCAUCGCCUUCUUCUGUGUGCUGUUGGUGUUUGUUGGGAUCCCAGGAAACGGUUUCAUCCUUUACAUCUACACCAAGAAAAUCAACCUCGCCAUUUUUGGUUUCUUCAUCAAAACAUUAGCAGUUCUUGAUCUCAUCACCUCCAUUGGAGUAAUACCUUCGUCUUUGAUAUCGAAAGUCAUUCCAAAUAUAAACAUCUCUGAAAUGUGUAAGUACAUCACCUUUCUCUGUUACUUCAGUUCUUCCACAACAGGGAUUCUGUACGUUGUGAUCGCUUUCCAACGGUUUAGGAAAAUCUGUUAUCCUCAUGAAUCUCAGCUAACUAUGAAUCUGGCUAGGAAAGUGACGCUUGUGUGUAUCAUCUUCUCCUUCGUCUCUGGCCUUCCUAUUGUCUUCAUAAUGACAGCCAGCAAGUUACAAAUUAAGUGGAAUGUGAACAACAAGGACGGUUUGGUCAAGGGUGUGACGUGUGACUACACUGAAACCGCUAAAGACAUGAAGAUAGCCCUGGCAUUCUCCACCUGGAUGUUUAUAUUCGUUGUGUGCAUCAUGAGCUCAUUGACAGUGCUGUACUCCAAAAUUGUCUUGAAACUGAGACGCCAUACUCGAGACAUGAAUGUGUCAUUACCUUCAACAAGACGCCAUAAAAGAACUGUUGCCGUUACAGCCAUGUUUUUCAGUCUGACAAUCAUCUAUGUCCUGAGUGUUAUCCCACGUCUUGUCCAGGCAUUGUUAUUCAGCAAGACCAUGACAAGUACUCAACGGACAUUCACACAGCUCCAGAUGUCUGAUUUUGCUGUCCAAUUGCCCUAUGUCAACUGUGUUGCCAACCUCUUCAUUUACGGUUUCUCCUCCACAAGAUUCCGACAUGAGGCUCUCUCUGUUCUUUGUGGUAGAUAUGGCCAUGACCAAACCGUGACUACAGAUACAAGAGAUCAGACGGAACUCAGAUCGACACAAACCUGA